AUGGCAACACCAUGGAGGUCUCUGAGAACUUCGGUCAACAAAGUAUUCAAAUUGAGUCCAUAUAAACCACCAAAUGUGCCGAGGCAAACUUUAGCGGCUGCGGAAGUCAUUGAAGAAGAGUGCACUCCACAUUAUGAGCCAAACCACUUUUAUCCUGCUCGCCUAUACGAGAUUCUCAACAACAGGUACCAAAUCACUGCCAAACUUGGUUGGGAAAACAAUUCCACAGUAUGGUUAGCUCGUGAUUUGAAUCAAUGGCGCUGGUGUUCAGCACGCUACGUUGCAGUCAAAAUCAAGGCGAAUAACUAUGCAACAAAGGAAGACGCUGAAAGGGAACUUCGCAUUACUGAGAACAUUACGCGCGCAAAUCCACGGCAUGUAGGCCGGAACUUUGUCAGCACGUUGCUCGAUUCCUUUAAUUUACCAACUCCUCAUGGUACCCAUGUUUGCAUGGUGUUUGAUCCAUUGUGUGAGCCUCUAUGGAUGCUUAGACGGCGGUUUCAAGGGGAUGUGCUUCCAUUGAACCUUCUCAGACCUGUUGCCAAGUUGAUUCUGGAAGGGCUUGGCUAUCUCCACUCUGAAUGUCAGGUCGUCCAUACAGGUAUCGCUUCUAUGCAAAAGAGAGCUCGAGACCGAACAAUAUACCUUUCGAGAAAUCAUUUCGGGGUGGAAGCAAACAGCUUGGGCAGACCAGUGAUCACUGAUUUCGGACUGGCUGUGGAAGGGUCUCAGACUCAUUACCAUCCCAUUCACCCAGAUAGUUUCAGGGCCCCAGAGGUUGUUCUUGGAGCAGGUUGGAAGUACAGUGCCGAUAUAUGGAACCUGGGUUCUUUUGGUCCUCUUGAUGGACUAGACUCUAAUCACUCUACCUUCACGGAGGAAGCUCAUCUGGCUCGCAUUAUAUCGGUACUUGGACCUCCACCUGUGGAUGUGCUUCAUGAGGCGAAGUAUGCUUCUCGAUAUUUUGAUACUGAAGGUAGUCACUCUUCUCGGCUAGCAAUGUUGGAGCUUUACUGA
Messenger RNA from Aspergillus costaricaensis CBS 115574, 1017 nucleotides. RefSeq names its product putative protein kinase. The transcript is spliced from 4 exons. Gene Ontology annotation, biological process: protein phosphorylation; regulation of mRNA processing; spliceosomal complex assembly. Lineage: Eukaryota; Fungi; Ascomycota; Eurotiomycetes; Eurotiales; Aspergillaceae. The coding region runs from base 1 to 1017 and encodes 338 amino acids. The record is from RefSeq and is a predicted model, not a curated record. Gene Ontology annotation, molecular function: ATP binding; protein kinase activity.